Symsagittifera roscoffensis is the source of this 2235-nucleotide messenger RNA. RefSeq names its product synembryn-A-like. Gene Ontology annotation, molecular function: guanyl-nucleotide exchange factor activity; G-protein alpha-subunit binding. Bases 9 to 1811 code for a protein of 600 amino acids. The record is from RefSeq and is a predicted model, not a curated record. NCBI's taxonomy places the organism in Eukaryota, Metazoa, Xenacoelomorpha, Acoela, Convolutidae. Gene Ontology annotation, cellular component: cytoplasm. The transcript is spliced from 3 exons. Gene Ontology annotation, biological process: G protein-coupled receptor signaling pathway.
AGAUAAAUAUGGAAGCCGAUUUUACAUCUGUGCUCGGAUCUUUAAACUCCGAACAGUCAACUGAAGAAAAAACAAAAGCACUGGAUACGUUUUUCAGCGAAUUUAAGUCAACAACGAACUUAUCCAAAGUGCCGACUGACAUCUUAGUUUCGUUAGCACAGAGCAUAGCAAAGGUUUUAAAGCGACCAGAAGCGUGCGAUAGGUUGACUGAGUCAGCUCUGGAUGUUUUGCUAGUCCUUACCCGUGAUCGCAGAUGUCAAACGGCUAUUAUGGAUGCUAAUUUGUACUAUUUGCUCCAUUUUGCAGAUAUUAAAGUGCGAGAAGGGGCCUCACAGACUAGAGAUACAAUCAGUCUAAGAGCAGUAAAAUGUCUGUGCAAUUUAGUGUUUCAAAGCCAAGCUACAAGAGAAGCGGUCGAAAUGUUAAAAAGCCUCGAAUUUGAAUCUAAUUACGCCUCGCUUAUAUCAAGAAAGUACUGUGCAAUCGAAAAAGUGUCUAAAUGUAAUAUGGACUUGACUCAUUUCGAGUUUUCGCUUAUGUUUAUAUAUUCGGCAAUAGCGUCCGAUUCGCGAAACGUUUUUAUGCUGCAUCCGAAGAUCUCGGGCUCUUUUUCAUGUGUUGUGUCUUUUCUAGUCGAGAACAUUGAGAACAGCAGCGAUUCUUGGAAUUGGGAGACUCCCCCAAAAUCAGUUCUGGGAAAUGUGCUCAAGGCAAUUUAUAACUUGAUUGCAAACUUAGAUCACGAAACAGAAUCAGAAGAUAUUCACGAUUUUUUGGUUAGUUUGUCAAAAAGUUGCGAUCGAAUUCUCAUGGCUACUAAUAUGGUCAAUCCUAAGUGCAUGACAGAUGAAGAUCUACUAACUCAUAUUUACAGUAUAAUGGGCGUUAUGCCGAAAUAUGCUUUGCAAGCGUGCUUUGUUGAUGAUAGUCAUCAAAUCGAAACUAACAAUGACGCAAACUUGACUGAAUCUUUGAAAGAAGCUGAUUUAGCCGAAAAUGACUCGGCAGGAAAAGAAACCGGAGCAAUUAACCAGGAAAAAUUAACUGGAAUUGUAUCUGAAAAGAAGACCGAUAGUUUAGAAAAUUCAAGUAGCGCGAAACUUUCAAAAUGGGAUGAAAAUCGGUCAAUCGGUGACGUAGUUUCUACGUUCUACAGUGCAAUAAAAGUAGCAGUUUCAGUCACUGAAAAUGUGACUUUGAAAAUGGCCAUUUUUCUGGCUCUUGGCAAUGUGUGCAGGAGCUGCAGAUGUAUCCGGAAGCCUCUUAGACACAUGAUUCUGCCUCCGAGGAAAGAUGUUCACGUGAUGCCGCAAGAGGGCGGAGAGUUGAAGGGGGAGUUAAUCAGACUGAUGACAGGGGUAAACAGAGAAGUAGGUGAACUGGUGUCUGAAUUCCUAUUCGUCCUCUGUAAGGAAAACGUGAACAGACUUCUCAAGUAUACUGGGUAUGGAAAUGCAGCAGGGAUGAUGUUCACCAGGGGACUGGGACUGAGAAGUGUACCCGCUUCUCAGCCAGAUUACUCCGAUGAUGAGGAUACAGAUACAGAGGAGUUCAAGCAGUAUGAGCAUGGAUUCAAUUACGUCACUGGGCGAUAUGAGCCACCCAAGAAGGAUCCAAUGGAGGGAAUGAGCGAAGAGCGGAAGCUGGUCGAGACUGAGAAACUGUUGAACACUCUGUCGAGGAUGCAGGGGACAGCGAUGGAACCGAUGACAAUGGGCCCUGAUGGGAACCCAGUGCCACUCAUGGGUCAACUGCAGAGACAAGUACACGAGAGAGAAGAUGAUAACCAAUCAUCAGGAGAAGAUGAAUGAGAUAAACUAUCUGAAAUGAACUGACCGAAGAGCUACUUGAAGCUAACCAGAAACAGAGUCUGAAUAUUUUUGAACAUUUUCAACAUUCGUAAUUUCUGGCCUCGAAAAGUCUAAUAUGCGUUAUUUUUUUCUAUCAAGUUAACAAAAUCAGAACAAUAAGUAAAGCCAAGUGCAAUAAUUUUAUUAUGAUGAUAUUAUAUGGCAGAGGAAAAUUGAAUCAAGUUUCGAAAGUCGACAUUGAUAGUUUUGGGGGCCAGAUAACUUAGAGGCACUGUUUCUUGCCAAAAUAGUUUCAUUGAUCUUGAUAGUAAUAUCCAUUCAAAUUGCAUCAAACCUUAAUAAAUUCCAUUUAUAAAAAUGUUUCAUUGAAUAAUAUUGAUAAGUUUUCCCGUUAGAUAGUCCAAUUUAUGUUUCCAAUAUUUUU